Molecule: messenger RNA, 692 nt
Organism: Aedes albopictus (Asian tiger mosquito)
Lineage: Eukaryota; Metazoa; Arthropoda; Insecta; Diptera; Culicidae
Gene: Dim1
Product: thioredoxin-like protein 4A
Exons: 2
Coding region: 144-572 (142 amino acids)
Biological process (GO): mRNA splicing, via spliceosome
Cellular component (GO): spliceosomal complex; U4/U6 x U5 tri-snRNP complex; U5 snRNP
Source: RefSeq, a predicted model, not a curated record
UAACAUUCGUCACAAACGUUUUAUGGAGUUUCGGUGAUUUUCUGGCGGCGCCUUCCACCCAUUUAGUUCCGGAUUUACGUACGGAAAUCGUUUCCUUUGAACUAUUUUUCAUCAGCUACCUGUACUAGUAAAUCUCACCGAAAAUGUCGUAUAUGUUAGCACAUUUGCACAACGGAUGGCAAGUGGAUCAGGCCAUUCUCUCGGAAGAGGACCGAGUUGUGGUCAUCCGGUUCGGGCACGAUUGGGACCCCACCUGUAUGAAGAUGGACGAGGUGCUGUACAGUAUAGCGGAAAAGGUGAAAAACUUUGCCGUAAUCUAUCUGGUGGACAUUACGGAGGUUCCGGAUUUUAACAAGAUGUACGAACUUUACGACCCCUGCACGGUGAUGUUUUUCUUCCGCAACAAACACAUCAUGAUCGAUUUGGGAACGGGUAACAACAAUAAAAUCAACUGGCCCCUGGAGGACAAGCAGGAGAUGAUCGAUAUCAUCGAGACGGUUUACCGGGGGGCUCGCAAGGGUCGGGGUCUGGUGGUGUCUCCGAAGGACUACUCUACGAAGUAUAGAUACUAAGGACGUUGUGAGUAUUCAGUUUUCAUAAUUAUUGAAAUGUGUUUUUUUUAUUAUUAUUAAGUAGGAACGAUAUUCGGGAAUUUACAUCAGUAUAUAUAAUAACAAUCCACUAUUGUUGCA